AUGUCUAAGUCUCUGAAAAAGUUGGUGGAAGAGAGCCGGGAGAAGAACCAGCCGGAAGUGGACAUGAGUGACCGGGGCAUCUCCAACAUGCUGGAUGUCAACGGUUUGUUCACUUUAUCCCACAUCACUCAACUGGUGCUGAGUCACAACAAGCUAACCACUGUGCCACCAAACGUAGCAGAGCUGAAGAACUUGGAAGUGCUUAACUUCUUUAAUAACCAGAUUGAGGAGCUGCCCACACAGAUCAGCAGUCUCCAAAAACUCAAACACCUGAACCUUGGCAUGAAUAGGCUGAACACCUUGCCCCGAGGAUUUGGCUCGCUACCAGCCCUUGAGGUCCUUGACUUGACUUACAACAACUUGAAUGAAAAUUCUCUUCCAGGAAACUUCUUCUACCUUACCACCCUGCGUGCACUCUAUCUAAGUGACAACGAUUUUGAAAUCCUGCCGCCAGAUAUUGGGAAGCUCACAAAGUUGCAGAUACUCAGCCUUAGGGAUAACGACCUGAUCUCACUGCCUAAGGAAAUUGGGGAGCUUACUCAGCUUAAGGAGCUCCACAUUCAGGGGAACCGCCUGACCGUUCUGCCCCCAGAACUAGGAAACUUGGAUUUAACUGGUCAGAAGCAAGUAUUCAAAGCAGAGAACAAUCCCUGGGUUACUCCAAUUGCUGACCAAUUCCAGCUUGGCGUGUCUCAUGUUUUUGAAUACAUCCGUUCUGAGACGUACAAGUACCUCUAUGGCCGACACAUGCAGGCAAACCCAGAACCACCAAAGAAGAAUAAUGACAAAUCAAAGAAGAUCAGCCGGAAACCCCUGGCAGCCAAGAACAAAUAG
This is a messenger RNA of Elephantulus edwardii (Cape elephant shrew), 834 nucleotides long. It is a transcript of the gene RSU1, whose product is annotated as Ras suppressor protein 1. The transcript has 8 exons. The record is from RefSeq and is a predicted model, not a curated record. Gene Ontology annotation, molecular function: protein binding. NCBI's taxonomy places the organism in Eukaryota, Metazoa, Chordata, Mammalia, Macroscelidea, Macroscelididae. Bases 1 to 834 code for a protein of 277 amino acids.